Messenger RNA from Leptinotarsa decemlineata (Colorado potato beetle), 1005 nucleotides. Its product is annotated as protein YIPF6. The record is from RefSeq and is a predicted model, not a curated record. Gene Ontology annotation, biological process: endoplasmic reticulum to Golgi vesicle-mediated transport. Gene Ontology annotation, cellular component: trans-Golgi network; membrane. Lineage: Eukaryota; Metazoa; Arthropoda; Insecta; Coleoptera; Chrysomelidae.
AUCACUAUUUUCAGUAAGUCAUAAAAGUGAGGUUAAAGAGAUAUUGACAUGUCAAUGGAAAAUACAAACGGCUGGAACCAAAAAUUAAAAACCUUAAUGUAAACGUACCAAGAACCAAUUAAUAAGUUUUUUCAAUAGAAAGAUCUAUGAACAUGGAUACUACCAAAUUAGAGAUGUUUGAAGAUGUUGGGGGGUAUGUUGAAGGGGAAAUGAAUGUUCCUAAAUCCCAAAAUACAACCCAGAUAGGACAGCCUGAUUUCAAUACUUUGGAUGAACCUAUAAGAGACACAAUUAUGAGAGACUUGAAAGCUGUAGGUGUGAAGUUUAUCUAUGUGUUGUUUCCCAAAGAGAAAAAGGCAUUAUUGAAAGAAUGGGAUUUGUGGGGACCCUUAGUACUAUGUACAUUUAUGGCAAUGAUACUUCAAGGAUCUGCUGCAGAAAACUUGAAAGAUGGUGGCCCGGAAUUUUCAGAGUUUUUUGUCAUUGUAUGGAUUGGAUCCAUGGUAGUAACACUGAAUUCUAAAUUAUUAGGAGGAAAUAUAUCAUUCUUCCAGAGCGUUUGUGUUCUAGGGUACUGUUUACUCCCAACCACUGUGGCUCUCAUAAUAUGUAGGAUAAUAUUGCUAGUAGAACAAACCAAUUUGUUGUUUUUUCUUCGAUUGACUGUCUCAAUGACAGGCUUCCUUUGGGCUACUUAUGCUUCCAUGAUAUUUUUGGGGGACAGCCAGAAACCAAAUAGAAAAUUAUUAGCAGUUUAUCCUAUAGGGCUUUUCUACUUCAUAAUAUCCUGGUUGGUAAUAUCGCAUACCAAUACAUAGAUAACCUUAAGUUAGUUCUUGUAAAUAAUAUUCCUACAUUAAUAUAUUUUUCAUUUCUUUUUCUAUUCCUGACUUUUCAUAUUGAACUACUAAGUGUGUAUUGAACGCCGUAUUAUGUGAUUGUGAUAUUCAGUAAAAAUUAAACCAACAGUAAUUUGUUGAAAAUAAAAAUAUAUUAAAAAAUGUG